Messenger RNA from Lactuca virosa, 2065 nucleotides. The record is from the annotation of a GenBank genome assembly. NCBI's taxonomy places the organism in Eukaryota, Viridiplantae, Streptophyta, Magnoliopsida, Asterales, Asteraceae.
UUUUUUUUUUUCAGUUUUCAGUUGUCAAUACUCGAUAUAGUUUAUCUUGAAUAUUGUUCCAGUGACGCCGAAGCCUUUUAGUCCGUAUGCGUUCUAUCCUCGUUAGAGCAGUGAAAUAUUUAAGGCAAGAGAUGCAAGCAAGUCGGUUUCUACAAUUCCAGAUGUUAAUAAUCGCUAGAAGAGGUAGAAAACAUGUUCUUUUGGUUCAAAUCCUAAAUAGCUAGCUGUGUUUGAAGUAAAGUUUUAGCCGGAAAGGAAACUCCGACGCCGGCACUACCUUACUUAUUUGAAUAUGUAUGCCCCUCUAUUAUUUGAGGUUCUUUCUCUGUUCUUGAAUAAUGGCAUCUGAAGAUCUCGUAACAUGUUUCUGCUUCCAAUCGUAAGAAAUUAGGAAGUUGAAGUUUAAGUUGUUCUUGUCAAUAAGUAUUUGUUCACUAAUUCCGACCGUUUAUGUUUAUGGCAAUGACAUCAAUCCCUGAAAAGGGUGCGUUUAUUUUUCGAUCGCUUACCGGCGUAAUUGCCAUCUCAAUCUUGCUCCUAAUCCUUUCUUCAUUACUCCUACUCCAGUUUGGUGACAGUUCUUUAGCACCCAGAUCAAUUUACAAGCUAAUUAUUGUAAAACCUGUUGAAACAAGUGUACUAAUUGAACUCAAAUCUGCCCCCAUUGUGGCUUCAUCUUGUAACGAAUCAUGCCCCAAAUCAAACCCCAUCAAACCGAGCAUUUGUGAUCAAACUCAAGCUCUACUCAAAGUCUUUAUGUAUGAUUUACCUCCCGAGUUUCACUUCGGAUUAAUAGGUUGGAGAGGAGAUCAAAAUCAAAUCUGGCCUAAUGUGAGUAAUUUAAGUCAAAUCCCUUCAUACCCAAGUGCGAUAAACAUACAACACAGCAUGGAGUAUUGGCUCACUCUUGAUCUUCUCUCUUCGGCUUCCCCAAAUGUGUCUAGACCUUGCACUGCAAUUCUUGUAAAAAACUCGACUCAAUCAGAUGUAAUUUUCGUGCCAUUUUUCAGUUCUUGGAGUUAUAAUCGUCAGCCCAAGAUUCAUGGGGAUAAAAGAAACAGCGUGGACUAUGUUUUGCAAGAGAGAUUGGUGGAAUUUUUGAAGAAUAGGAAGGAAUGGAGGAGAUCAGGAGGGAAAGAUCAUUUGGUCAUGGCUCACCAUCCGAAUAGCUUGCUCUUUACAAGAACACAAUUGGGUUCCGCUAUGUUGCUUCUUGCGGAUUUUGGAAGGUAUCCAACUCAGAUUGCGAAUAUUGAUAAAGAUAUUAUUGCACCUUACAAACAUGUGGUUAGACGACUUAAUGGUAGCGAUUCACCUUCUUUUGAAAAGCGGCCUGUAUUGGUGUUUUUCCAAGGAGGAAUUCAUAGGAAAGAUGGUGGAAGGAUUCGUCAAAUACUAUACGACCUUUUGAAAGAUGAAAAAGAGGUGCACUUCACAUUCGGAAGGCCAUCUCCAGAUGAAAUUCACAUGGCGUCUAUAGGGAUGACUCAUUCCAAAUUCUGCCUCAGUAUUGCAGGAGACACCCCUUCAUCUAACCGAUUAUUCGAUGCCAUUGUUAGUCAUUGUGCACCCGUUAUAAUCAGUGAUGACAUCGAGUUGCCUUUUGAAGAUGUUCUUGAUUAUACCAAAUUCGCCAUAUUUGUUCGUGCAUCAGAUGCUGCUAGAAAAGGGUACCUUAUGAAACUUCUUAGAAGAGUUCAAAGAGAAAAAUGGACCCAAAUGUGGGAAAGAUUAAAGCAAAUUGCACCGCAUUUUGAGUACCAGUAUCCAUCACAGCCUGGUGAUGCUGUUGACAUGAUUUGGCAAGCAGUCCAUCGAAAGGUGUCUUCUAGACGUAGUAAAGUUCAUAGGCAAAAUCGAUAUCAAAUGUCACAAAAGUUCUUAAAUGAAUAUAAAACGGUGCGAGUUUUCCCGUUCUCAAAGCUUGUUGCUUUAUGGAGAAUAUUAGUUAGUCCUUUCUCAUACCAAUAUCCAUCACAAAGAUAAGAACUAAGGAGAGAAGGGGCUCAUGAAUAGGACCACUGAAUACAAACUGACCUAUAUUCUCAGAGAAAAUCUUGACAAC